Molecule: messenger RNA, 1128 nt
Organism: Scutellospora calospora
Lineage: Eukaryota; Fungi; Glomeromycota; Glomeromycetes; Diversisporales; Gigasporaceae
Source: the annotation of a GenBank genome assembly
AUGACAUUAUCAUCAGAUCAAUAUGAACCUACAAAAACAGGUCAAUUUCAUGAGCAAGCAUAUUUUCAGUUUAAGGAACGUCAAACUGUUAAAUCAGCAAAAUCUACAUUGAAACAUAAAUCAAUGAAUUUUCCAAAAUACUUGAAUGGAGACUCUGAGCAAAAUUUAGCAUAUAAAAAUAUAUGUAAUGUUUGUAAUGAAUCAUGUAUAGAAAAAAGAAAAUAUUCUCAUUGGACUGAUAAAGAUAGUAACAAACUUCCUCAAGAAUCAGUUGGUCCUUGGACUUUUGGAACAUAUCGUUAUUUACCACCUUCAAAAGAAUUUUCUGUUAUAAAAGAUGAAUUAGAAGAAAAAAAAUCUAUUGAAUUUGAAGCAAUAAUUGAAGAAAAUAAUAAACUUUUAGAAGGUGCAACACCUUUAGAAGUUUUUAAAUUAAACAAAGAUAAAGUUCAAUAUUCUAAUAGUUAUGAAAAUAAAUGGUAUACAGCAGUUAGAUGGGAUGAUAUUGUGACUUAUUUGAAUAAUACUCCUGCAAAAGUUGAGGUUAAACGUAAAGGAUUUAAACCUUUUCUUGCAAAAUAUAUAUUUAUGACCUCACGAAGAUCUCCAGAAGAAUCAUUUAAUUUUGGUCAACGUAACAGAAGUGAAGAUGAGGUUCAUAGGGAUUGGGAACAGUUUGAUAGGAGACUUGAUUUUAUCAUUGAAUUUAAAGGAAAAUGGAAUGAAGAUAUUGAUUUACGUACAACAGAAUUGAUAUUUCAUAGAGGCUCAGAAGAGGAGUUUAGAAAUAUGAUCUGGGAUUUAAAAUAUGAUAAAGGAGAAUAUACAAAAGAGGAAUUAACAGAGGUUGUCAAAGAUCUGAACAAAGAUGAAGAUGGAGAGAUUAUAAUUAAGAAUAAUCAAGUUUAUUGGAGACGUCAUUUUCUAGAGUUUAAGAAAAGAUACUUAAGAGAUUAUUCAAGAUGUAAAGAAUUAUCUGAUUACAAACAAGAAGUUCUUUUAGAAAAUCAGAACAUUGAUAUUCAAAUAGAUUAUAUAGAAAAUACUGAAGAGAUUAUAGCAAGUUUAAGCAAAAGAACUUAUGAUGAAUCUAAUGAAAGUGAGAGUAGCAAUAAACGUAGAAAAUAA